Messenger RNA from Pygocentrus nattereri (red-bellied piranha), 1887 nucleotides. It is a transcript of the gene mtap, whose product is annotated as methylthioadenosine phosphorylase. Gene Ontology annotation, biological process: nucleoside metabolic process. Bases 105 to 959 code for a protein of 284 amino acids. The transcript is spliced from 8 exons. The record is from RefSeq and is a predicted model, not a curated record. Lineage: Eukaryota; Metazoa; Chordata; Actinopteri; Characiformes; Serrasalmidae. Gene Ontology annotation, cellular component: cytosol. Gene Ontology annotation, molecular function: S-methyl-5-thioadenosine phosphorylase activity.
AGUGACCGCAGGGGGGCGCAACUGUCCAGCACCAUAGAAGCGGGGUGCUGUGACGUCUGAGCACGUGCACAGGGACACGUGGCAGGAAAUCACUCUUUUCUGCGAUGUCUGCAGAAAUGGACUCGACACCGCAGAUAAAGAUUGGCAUCGUUGGCGGCUCUGGGCUGGAUGAUCCAGACAUACUGGAGUGCAGGACGGAGCGCUUUGUGGACACACCCUUUGGAAAACCAUCAGAUGCUCUUAUAAUGGGAAAAAUUAAAAAUGUCGAUUGUGUGCUUCUUGCCAGGCAUGGGAGACAACACACCAUCAUGCCAUCUAAUGUGAACUACAGGGCUAAUAUCUGGGCCCUAAAGCAGCAGGGUUGUACUCAUGUGAUUGUGACAACAGCCUGUGGGUCGCUGAGAGAGGACAUCCAGCCCGGAGACAUCGUCCUGCUUGACCAGUUCAUCGACAGGAGCACCAAGAGAGAGCAGACGUUUUAUGAUGGCUCUCCCAGCAGCUUACAAGGCGUGUGUCACAUCCCUAUGGCUGAACCUUUCUGCUCCAGGACCAGAGAAGUGUUAAUAGACGUGGUGAAGGGUUUGGGUAUACGUUAUCACCCCCGUGGGACAAUGCUGACCAUUGAGGGCCCGCGCUUCUCCUCUCGCGCCGAAAGCCUUAUGUUCCGCCAGUGGGGUGCUGACGUCAUCAACAUGACCACCGUCCCCGAGGUCAUCCUGGCUAAGGAGGUUGGCCUGUGCUAUGCCAGCAUCGCCAUGGCAACAGACUAUGACUGCUGGAAAGAGCACGAGGAGGCAGUUUGUGUGGAUAACGUCAUGAAGACCAUGAAGGAGAACGCCAACAAAGCCAGCAGCAUCCUGCUAACGGCCAUCCCGGUGAUCUGCCAGAUGGACUGGGAGCACACCAUCGCCGGACAUAGAGCCGUGGCACAAAGCUCCGUCAUGCUGCCCAAACACUGAAGCUGAAGACAUGACUGAGUCACCCCAUCUGCACACACACUGCACCCAUACGCUUAUCGGAAUUACUGGAUGAAAAGUGCCUGAUGUGCAUGUUUCAGACUUCCUUGCAUUUAUACACGCACACACACACAUGCGCACACACACACACACACACGCACGCACACACACACACACACACGCACACACACGUGCAAAAGUUUAGGUGCCCCUGCUCAAAUGACACGUGUUGUUGAUUUUCUGAGUGAAAAGAGUGCCCACCCUCUUCAGAGAAGACCUCCACCUUAACAGAUGGUUACUGUUCAUUUUCAUAUUAGAGAGGAAGUAACCAUGUCAGAGUGGCCUGUGUAAAUUUUAUAUGUUAUGUUUAAUUUUUCAGGUCAGAUAGUGGGAAUGCACCCAUUUCAAAUUCAUUCACAGCACAUUUAGGCUUUGUGUUUUGUCUCAUUCUUCUGGUCUGCUUUCAUCCUUCAGCGCUGCUGGACCACUGGCUGCUUUUGAAACAUACAUAAUCCAUGUUAUUUGGUUUUGUGUUGAGUUUAUGUUUCUGUAAAACUUUUGUUUUACUACACUGUGCUAUAAAUAUGAUUUGGGCUUACCAAGGUAGACCCAGCUAUUUCACACGGUUUUUAUUUUUGAAGUGAUAAACUGCAGGAUGUUCCACGGAACCAUCUGCAUGACGUUUCAGUAAUAAAGUUUUUUUUUUUUUAUCAGAUCUUUUAUACCAGUUUUUUUUUGUUUCUUUGUUUUUUGGCAUGUGUGUCCAUCCUCUGGCUCUCUGUAAGUGAGGCCUCAGCUGCCCAGGCUUAGUGUUCUUUUCUGUUGUGUAUGGCAUUUAUCUGUGUCGUUGAAGCUGCUCUUAUAUACAUUCAUGUCCUCUAAACCUUGGUUUUGUAUUUUUGUAGCUUCAAUAAAAGUGUUACACGCACAA